Molecule: messenger RNA, 720 nt
Organism: Penicillium egyptiacum
Lineage: Eukaryota; Fungi; Ascomycota; Eurotiomycetes; Eurotiales; Aspergillaceae
Source: the annotation of a GenBank genome assembly
AUGUCCGAAGAUGUGUUCCAGGAGCGGCAGAACUGCUACAAAGGAAGAGCGAAGAUAUACUUGCACCAUUUCCAAAUAGAUAAUUUGGGACCUCGAACUAUUCGAGAUUCACAUGUGGACCGGCUGGACAGGGUCUUUCAGUCGGAGGGGCUUUCUCGCUUGAACCCUGAUAAUUACGUGAAGGUCUCAAUAAGCAAUGAUGUUCUGCAGCAAGCUCUAGCUGCCCAGAAUGAAACUGGGGCCUUCCUACAUGGCCCACUGCACUUUUUAAACCUCCCAAAUGAAGUGCGGCUCAAUAUUUUGCAUGGAAAUCACCGGGUUCUGGCUGCAAUCAAGAGGUCUGCACGGUGGUGGGUGGCUGAAUUUUAUAGUGAUGAUAUGAGGCCAGAAAUAAAACAGUGGAUCAGAGAUGAGCAUCCAAAUGACCAGCCAUAUUGUGAUGGUGACAUUUACCGGAAUGUACGGCACUACGAAAGAAUCGGAGAUGUCGAUUCAGAGCUUAGAUGGAGAGGCAGAUUCAGUAAAGGAGUGUAUCAUGAGCUUACACGAAUGGAGAAAGAUUUUAAGAGAAUCAAAAGGGCUUUUGAUAAGUUAUUGCCCUUCUUAGGUUUAUGGCAAGCCAUUAAACUGUCCUAUCUCGGCCGAUGGCUAUCAGUGAAGUGUCCCGAGGCAAGUUUGUCUAGUCAUACAAAUUUGGCACUACUAAUUUUUAGCACCUAG